AUGGCCACUGCAGCAUCACCAAAGAUUCGCACGCCUGAAGAGGCUGUGGCAAGAAUUGCCUACUUGGCCAGCGAUGUCAUUGUCUCCGUCCAACCGGCUCAAGCAAUUGAGUCAGAAUUCUCUUCGCAUCUGCAUCGCUACGCGGGGCGCAAGGACCGGAGUCUUGUUGCUGCUGCUGAAGAUGGUGUCCCCGAGGUCCAAGUCGUCAGACACAAUGCCGACCCUCUCCUCUCAGUCUUCACGCCAAUUCGCAAUGGCAGACUUGUUUCCGUCACAACGAGCUCUUCCAUCCUCGUCUCCUCGGUGCCCCACCUAUACCGACUCGCAAACCUCCCCGUUGUGAUUCACGUGUCUCUGCAACCUGCACACUACCCCGACUACUCUUCCAUCACCUCGAUCCGGAAUUCAGGUUUCACGUUCCUGCAGUCCGAGACGUUGCAAGAGGCACAAGAUAUUGCUUUGACCGCACACGCACUAGCGAUCAAGUCUGGCAAAGGCGUCAUACAUUUCUUCGAUGCAGGAUCGUCAGCACAGGAUAACCAUAUUUCCUUUGAAAACCUGGAGGUUGUUAAGGCCAUUCUCAACCUGGAUGCUGUCAAGACCUUUCAGAGCAGGAAGAUUGGCGGAAAUAGCAUUUAUGCCGAUGAUGGAAGAAUUGCCACCAUUCCAGAGACGAGUACUCCUAUCCAGGCCCUUCCCGGCGCCAUGGAAGGGGUUGAGUCGACACCUGUAUUGCCCAGUGAACCGCUCACUCCAUCGAAAGCUUCCUCGGUAGGGUCCUCGAAGUCCGGACGGGAAAGCAGCGUGGAUAGCAAGGCCAGCGUAUCCUCUGCGACUACGGUUGAACUCUCCGGUGUGCGACCUGUCACAUCGGAUGAUAUUUACGAUUUCGUUACUGCCAUCUGGUACCAGUUUAAGGAAGGGCUGGGAAGAGAGUACACGCCCUUCCAGUAUUCCGGCCCAGCCAAUGCUGAGGAUGCUCUCUUUAUUUUUGGUUCCGAUGUUGGUACAUUUGCACAAGCUAUCGAUGCGGCCAAAUCCAGCGAUAUAUACGCAAAAUCCGGAGUUAUUACCGCGCGUUUGUAUCGACCCUGGCUUGGAUCCAAGCUUAUCGAAGCCAUCCCUAAGUCAAUCAAGAGGAUAGCAGUUCUUGAGCAAAUUAGAAGAAAGACCACGAAAUGGGGGCCUCUCCUUUUAGACCUACUCACUACUCUCAAGUCUGGACCGGGUGGAGGUGUCGAGACGAUCGUGGGACAUCAGCUAGGAUACAUUGCUCCAGAAACAGUUCGACAAGCUUUGCGUGGUGUAUUCCAAAAUCUGAAAUCUGACAAGCCUAUCCAGAAUCUUGAAGUUGGCAACCCUAAUGGGCCAACCGAAUCACUGGGCGGAUAUGACCUCUCGCAGCCCAAAGUCGAAUCCGCAUACAUGAAGAUUUUGGACCAGAUUUUCGGGGAAAAAUUGUAUCUCGCAAAUGUUAUUGGAUCUCAAAAUGCUGGUAUUUCUACCACAGUUGCAUCUAAUCCUGAGUUUGGCUUCGGAUCUCUCUUGGCCAGAAAGGAACAUCGCCAACGUUUUGUUAGCGAGGUCCAACAAGCAUCUACGUCGAACGCAUUCAUCACAGAAGCCCCGAAAUCAUGGCUAUCGAAAUGGGUGGCAAGUGUGGAUGAUGAUAAGAAAUCGGAUCAAUUGGCCGAUGAUAUUAUUGCACGACUUGAGACGGAUGGGUCGCCGUUAUCUAGAAACCUACUUUCAAAGAAAGGCCUCUUCCGAAAAGAAUCGCCGUGGCUCGUAGGCUCCGAUGCUUGGGCUUUUGACCUUGGCAACUCUGGCGUCCAUCAUGUUAUUGCAUCUGGAGAAAAUGUUAACAUGCUCAUCAUCGACUCGACUCCAUAUUCAGAACGAGCAGCAGGCGACGCUGCCCGAAGAAAGAAGGACAUCGGCCUCUAUGCGAUGAACUAUGGCAAUGCGUAUGUUGCUUCAGUUGCUGUCUACAGCUCGUAUACCCAGGUAUUACAAGCUAUGAUCGAAGCAGACCAAUUUGACGGCCCCUCGGUCAUCCUAGCUUAUUUGCCUUACUUCAAAGAGACCGACUCCCCCCUGACGGUCCUGCAGGAGACCAAGAAGGCUGUAGAUCUCGGUUACUGGCCCUUGUAUAGAUGGAGUCCCCGGAAUGAGGAGCAAGGAGGGCCAAACUUUUCAUUGGAUUCCGAGCGGAUCAAGAACGAACUGAAGGAAUUCUUGGCACGUGACAAUCACCUCACACAACUCAUGAAGAGGCAUCCUGAAUUCUCUUCCAAUCUUUCGCAAGACUAUGGUUCCGAGGUCAGAGCACUUCAAAAGCGAAAGGCAAAGGAUGCGUACGCGCAGCUCCUCGAAGGCAUGUUUGGCGCGCCUCUCACAAUCUUGUUCGCUUCAGAUAACGGCAAUGCGGAGUCGCUGGCAAAGCGUCUUGGCAACAGAGGAAAGGCUCGUGGUCUAAAGACGAUUGUCAUGGCGAUGGAAGACUACCCACUGGAGGAUCUUCCAAGUGAAGAGAACAUCGUCUUUCUCUCCAGCACCGCCGGCCAGGGAGAGUUCCCGCAGAAUGGUCGCGCCUUCUGGGAUGCUAUCAAAGACAACACAGAACUGGAUCUCGCCUCGGUCAACUUCUCUGUCUUCGCACUCGGCGACAGCCACUACUGGCCUAGAAAGGAAGACAAACACUAUUACAACAAACCUGGGAAGGAUCUGGACCGCAUACUGACAAAUCUUGGUGGGAAGCGUCUAGCAGAAAUUGGCCUGGGUGACGAUCAAGAUCCCGAUGGAUUCCAGACCGGCUACCAAAACUGGGAGCCUCUAAUCUGGCAAGCUCUAGGCGUUGAUAAGGUCGAGGGACUUCCAGAAGAGCCGCCUCCAAUCACAAAUGAGGAUAUCAAGCUUGCAUCCAACUAUCUGCGUGGAACAAUCGAGGAAGGCCUUGCUGAUCCUUCAACUGGCGCUAUCUCAGCUUCUGAUCAGCAACUCACCAAAUUCCACGGUACCUAUAUGCAAGAUGACCGCGAUCUUCGAGACGAGCGGAAGGCGCAGGGACUUGAACCUGCUUACUCGUUCAUGAUUCGAUGCAGGUUACCUGGUGGUGUUGCAACUCCAAAGCAAUGGAUCCAGAUGGACGAUGUCAGCAAUAGUUUCGGAAACGAGACGAUGAAGCUGACAACCCGCCAAACCUUCCAAUUCCAUGGAGUCGUUAAAGGAAAGCUCAAGUCCGCCAUGCGGGGUAUCAAUAAGGCAUUGAUGACCACCAUUGCCGCUUGUGGUGACGUCAACCGAAAUGUCAUGUGCAGUAGUUUGCCAACAGCAUCAAAGUAUCAUAGGGAUGUUUAUGCAUGCUCGCAGAAGAUCUCUGAUCACCUUCUCCCAUCUACCACAGCAUAUCACGAGAUCUGGCUCAAGGAUGAGAACGACGAGAAGAUUCAGAUUGCUGGCGAUGCUGUGCAGGAUUUCGAGCCUCUCUACGGUCCGACAUAUCUGCCCAGGAAGUUCAAGGUUACAAUUGCCAUUCCACCCCACAACGAUACUGAUGUCUACGCACACGAUAUCGGUCUCAUUGCGAUCAAGGGUAAGGAUGGUCGCUUAUCCGGUUUCAACCUUCUUGCUGGAGGUGGUAUGGGUGUAACUCACAACAACAAGAAGACGUAUCCACGAACCGGUAGUACCCUUGGAUAUGUCUCGAAGGAUGAGGUUCACAUUGCCUGCGAGAAGGUCAUGCUGGUUCAGCGUGAUCAUGGUGAUCGCAAGAACCGUAAGCACGCUCGGCUAAAGUACACCAUAGACGACAUGGGUGUCGAUGUUUUCCGGGGCAAGGUUGAGGAGCUUUGGGGCAAGAAGUUCGAGAAGGCAAAGCCGUUCAAGUUUCAAAGUAAUAUUGACACUUUUGGGUGGCAGAAAGAUGAGACUGGAAUGAACCACUUCACGUUCUUCAUCGAAAACGGACGCAUCGAAGAUACAGCCGAGUUCCCCAUGAAGUCGGGUUUGAGGGAGAUUGCCAAGGUCCACAAGGGCGAAUUCCGCUUGACUGGUAACCAGCAUUUAAUCCUCAGCAAUGUCGCUGAUGAGGAUAUGCCUGCAAUGAAGAAGAUGAUGGCCAGGUACAAGCUCGAUAACGUUGAGUUCUCUGGUCUUCGUCUUUCAUCUUCCGCUUGUGUUGCAUUCCCGACCUGUGGUCUUGCCAUGGCUGAGAGUGAGCGAUAUCUACCAGAGUUGAUCACUAAGCUCGAGGGUGUCAUCGAAGAGAACGGUAUGAGACAAGACUCGAUCGUCAUGCGAAUGACAGGAUGUCCCAAUGGAUGUGCUCGACCUUGGUUGGCCGAAGUGGCUUUUGUUGGCAAGGCUUACGGUGCCUAUAACAUGUAUCUGGGCGGAGGCUAUCAUGGCCAGCGCUUGAACAAGUUAUACCGCAGCAGUAUCAAGGAGGACGAGAUCUUAGAGAUCAUGAGACCUCUCUUGAAACGAUAUUCGCAAGAACGAAAGCAGGGAGAGCACUUUGGUGAUUUUGUCAUCCGUAUUGGCAUGAUCAAGGAGACAACCGAGGGAAAAACUUUCCAUGAUGAUGUGGCCGAGGAAGAGUCCGACGAAGAAUGA
Hyaloscypha bicolor E is the source of this 4617-nucleotide messenger RNA. RefSeq names its product sulphite reductase hemo protein, beta subunit. Gene Ontology annotation, cellular component: sulfite reductase complex (NADPH). The record is from RefSeq and is a predicted model, not a curated record. The transcript is spliced from 5 exons. Gene Ontology annotation, biological process: sulfate assimilation; amino acid biosynthetic process. The coding region runs from base 1 to 4617 and encodes 1538 amino acids. Gene Ontology annotation, molecular function: sulfite reductase (ferredoxin) activity; heme binding; NADP binding. NCBI's taxonomy places the organism in Eukaryota, Fungi, Ascomycota, Leotiomycetes, Helotiales, Hyaloscyphaceae.